GAUAAGAGCUUAGUCGAGUGUUGUCUGCAGGUGCAAAACGAUCGUUUUUUCGUUUUCGGCGUAGUUUUCGGUGUACCUAACUAACCGUUGCCCUUCAGGUGACAGGUUGUGUGUGAUUCAUAACUAGGAUUAGGUCGAGAAUUGUUCUAUUAGUGCUUCGAAUUGACAUUUGGAAAAAAAAAUAGUGUUAAGUGCGAAUUGGAUUCGGAAUUGUGCAACUGCUUAAGAGGAUUAUGAUUUUCUAAUCAACGGGGAAAAAAGACAAAACCGUAAAACCAUGCGAUCGACCCUGGUGUUAUCCACCGCCAUCCUUCUGGCGGUGUUGGUCCCCGCCCGCGGCCAGGAAAAUGUCCAAACCCGGGUUGCCCCCUCCCUGUUGGAGUGUUACCAAAAUCCGGACCUUUUCGAACGUGACAACCGGCUGCCGAUGACGAUGAACAUGCUGAUCGAGCUGAUCCGCAAGGUCGAAGAUGCGCCCGAGUUCAACCAAGAUAUGCGGCAGCUGUCGGUGGCACUGCUGCACCGGUUCCGCCAGGACGGUAUCGUGCGGGCUCCCGGAGUGCAGAACAUUGCCGGCGUGCUGCCAUUCAGCCCCAUUCAGUUCCAUUUCACCAAGCAUAGGAUCCUGUUUUCGCGCCUCCUGCCGGGAAAUGCCCAAAGCUUCCCGAAUGCUACGUUGACGCCGAUGGAGAGGUGUUCGCUUCACUUCAUGUUGUCCAGCACGAUCGACACGAUGGUUCGUGGAGAUGAGAACAUUCGUUGCUCUCAACUAUCGCAGUACCGAGCUGCUCGAGUACCUCGGGAGGCAGCCCUGAAGGACCGCAACAAGUUGAACUCCAACUUCCUUGGAGACAUCGAAAUGCUUAACCAACCGGAAAUGAACCAGAUUCGGAAACAAAUCAAGAAAAUGAAACACUCCGCUCGGAUGGAGAUGGAUCCGGAAGACGAACAAAUGGAAGAGGCAACCGCGGUUCCGGAAGCAGUAGCAGCGGAGGCCGAAGAGCAGGAAGAGGAACCUGCUGUCGAUGCACAACUUGGAGAAGGUGAACUAGUCGACGAUGCGAGUCUGGUGGACAUCGCCACGAACGCCAUAAGUGCCUGCCCGGUCGAGAGCGGUGUUGUCUACACUCGAUGGGGAACGCUCUCAGCCGGAACAGUUAUUGCUGGUAUCGCAGCUGGCCUCGAGCCGCAGACAGUACAACUUCGGGAUCUGAUGCCACCGAGAAGCUCGCAGUUCCGUGCCCGUCAACAGGCGACACCGAUGCGCGUGGAGAACCGAUGGGCAGCUACACUGGCCGGAGACCUAGCCGAAGUCACGUUACUACACGCACCGUCCCAGCCCAACAACAUUCAGGUGGGAGCAUCCGGAGCCUGGAACGCAACCGUUGUGCCCCGGUGGUUCUUCCUGAGUCAGCGAACGGCCCUGGAGAUGACCGAUGCGGAGAUUCGUGCCGGAAUCGAUGGGCUUGUCCUUGCCGACAACAUCAUCGAAUGGCGCAAUCGAGCCAACAUGCUGCGGUUGAGUCAGGUCCUGGACAUGUACUACUCGCCGCGGGGAGUCUUCAAUCAGAACAUUCGGUCCUGCAACCGAAGGGAUCUGUUCACUACGGUGGCACCGAUUCAGACCAUGCGAGACCAGGCGGUCGCGUUCAGCAACAUUUUGGACAAAGAGAUGCAGAUGGCGUUCACGGUGACGCAGGAAGCGAUCGUGCAGUUCUCCGGAGCGGCUGCUGAUGCGUUGGCUACCUAUGUUCCAUCAUCCUUGAAUGACUUGUCCUGCGAGGCCACGGCUAUCACUCCCAACGACCCCACCGUCUGGAGAACUGCUGCCGAUCUCUUCAUCUACGUUGACUCAUCGUGGUCGUUCAUGGACAUCCACUCCGUUGUUGCAAAUCUACUGGACAAUCUGGAUGUUGGUCGCUUCGGUACCACGUACACCGUUCUAAAUGCUUUCAACGGCGAAGUCAUCGUCAACUCCACACAGUUCUUGGCUGAUUUCCAUACGAUGUAUACUCAACCAAUCCACGUUGCCCAACCAGCGGGACUGAACCUUCCGACCGUGCUGCGAUCGGUCCGGGACCAGGUAACUCCGAUCAUGAUGGCCGAACGGCAAAACAACAGCAUGAGUGGCCGGUCGAAGAUCUGCCUAAUCAUGCCGAACACGGCCGCAGUGAGCGAAGGCGACUCCAACUUUGCCAUCGAACGGUUGCAGAUUCUGCGUGAGGAAGUUCCGGACCUGCGUUUCCUCUACUUUGCCGGCGGUAGCCACACCCGGUUCAAUCGGUUCGUUCGGGAGGAAAGCCGUGACGUCUUCCAGCUGCGAGAGCUAGGAUCGGGAGCGGUGAUCGAUGGGGUCACCGUGCAGACGGCUCCGGUCAUCCAACGCAUCCAACAGGAACAGAGAAGGAUAGUGAACCCACGCUGUGGACACGACUGGAUUCAAACCAGCUGGGGAUCGAACACGAUCAAUCAGUACGUGGAACCGCGCGGUAUUGUGUUCUACCGGCUGCAGCCGAACUACUUCUUCCAGCAGGCCGAGAACCGACGACUGAGGAUUCAGGGCCAUGGAUUCGCUACGCUCACCGUGUGCCACUCGAGAUGGGUCCCGAUGCCAAGAGCCAACGCCACCCAGAACAACGACGUCAUCAACUGCCGCACGAUCGGAACGGAAACGGUCGACAUCGAUCUGUCGAACGCGUGCGAAGGUCAUUCGGUGAUUCACAGCUGUCCGCCGGUAUUCUUCUCGGUCCAACAUACCCAGCAAACGGAGGUGACCGCCCUGCGGUGUACCGAGCGGGAGUGCCGUUUCCCCGACAAUGCACGGUUUGCCGUGGUGGUGGAUAAUCUGGGCUGUUUCAGUGGUGCCGGUCAACUGCUGGGUUCGCUGGCGGUGCUUCUGGCUGCAUUGGCCGGUGUGCUUUUCCGGCAGUAAGAUGCGGAUGACGGUGGGAGGAAAUUGGGAUAUACAGAGUGAUGUAGGAUGGAGCUACCGACCGAUUAGAGUUUUAAGCACAGAAACCAUCUUAGGGAUAAAAAUGACAAAAUAGAAUAUACUUUGUAAGCAGUAAAUAAAUGUAAUUCACAAUUUCACUAAAUCGGAAAAUACACGAAUAGACUAAGGAAA
Molecule: messenger RNA, 3124 nt
Organism: Aedes albopictus (Asian tiger mosquito)
Lineage: Eukaryota; Metazoa; Arthropoda; Insecta; Diptera; Culicidae
Exons: 7
Coding region: 278-2932 (884 amino acids)
Source: RefSeq, a predicted model, not a curated record